Camponotus floridanus (Florida carpenter ant) is the source of this 2254-nucleotide messenger RNA. RefSeq names its product Tryptophanyl-tRNA synthetase, mitochondrial (gene TrpRS-m). The transcript has 10 exons. NCBI's taxonomy places the organism in Eukaryota, Metazoa, Arthropoda, Insecta, Hymenoptera, Formicidae. Gene Ontology annotation, cellular component: mitochondrial matrix; mitochondrion. Gene Ontology annotation, molecular function: tryptophan-tRNA ligase activity; protein binding; ATP binding. The coding region runs from base 8 to 2230 and encodes 740 amino acids. Gene Ontology annotation, biological process: mitochondrial tryptophanyl-tRNA aminoacylation. The record is from RefSeq and is a predicted model, not a curated record.
AGAGAUAAUGGAUGAAAUAAAAUCGUAUGACAAUAUCAAAGAAAUUGUGGAAACACAAGUGAUUACGGCGAUGCAUGAGCAAGGAUACACCUUAAAUGCUGUAAAUAAUUAUGAUGAGAAUUUGCUACAUAUAAGCGCAGCGAAUGACUGCUUCCAAAUCGUAAAAGAAAUUUUGAAUCAGAAAGAAAAUUGUCAUGUCAUAGACAGGAAAAAUAAAUUUGGCUGGACCCCGCUGAUGCAAGCAAUUCGUAACGGAAAUAUCGAUACUGUAAAAUUACUUUUAGAGAAGAACGCCCAAGUUGACAAAGUGACUUACCUCGGUAUGUCAGUCCUCGGAUUAGCUGCUGCGAUCAGCAAGAAGAUGUUUGAAACAGUGUACAACGCUUGUCCAGACGCUUUGGCGAAUGCAGCUAAUGAUGACAUUACUCCAUUAUGUGUUGCUGCUAUGAAGAACGACAAAGAACUUUUUUUUAGACUGUUGGAAUUGGGCAUGCCGCUUUCGACUGAUAAUGAGUACACUCUCCUUAUGAUGAAACGUUCUACGAUACCCGAGAUAGCCGCUUUGGUGAACGCAAAUCCUGCUAUAGAUGAUUAUUGGAAUGAUACAUCAGAUAAUAUCCAAAUAGAGGAGAAUAUCGACGGCACGACGAGAGAUUUUAAAUUAAUUUCAAAAAAGAACAAAAAUGAAAAACGAAAAAAGUUGAACUUAUCUCUACCUGUAGAAUCCCACAAGCAAGAUUUAAUAUCACCAAACUUAACAUACGACGUAUUCGUACUAUCCCCGAGUGCUGUUUGCUUUGAAAAGAAUUUUACAGAAAAAUCGAAUAUAUUUUUCCAGGAUAAAGAUGAGAGCAAAAAGGCAACGAAAAAGGAUUACAUGACGAGCGAGUUUGAAUCACCUGUUGCACUUAAAAGAUUUAAUUCGGAUGAUACGAAAAGUUUUUCUUGCGAUCUUAAUGUCACUCUCGGAUUCACACCCGAAUUUAGCCCUCUCAAAUCACCUCAUGUACCCCCAGAUGUUAAUGAGGAGAAUGUGUUUGGCGAAAAUACUCCGACACCGCCGCGCUGCAAAACACCACCGAAAGGAAUGCUUCUAAAUUGGUCGCAGACAAAAAUGAUUAUGAUAUUGAAACACUUUGGACUGAACCAACAUAUCCCUAUAUUUCUUGAACAGGAAGCACCACAAGCUAAAUAUCCAAAGAGAAUAUUUUCUGGAAUUCAGCCCACUGGAAGCGUACAUUUAGGCAAUUAUUUUGGUGCUAUUCAAAGAUGGGUAGAAUUUCAGAAUACAGGCGAAAAAGUUUUGUGCAGCAUAGCAGAUUUACAUUCAAUAACUUUAUCACAAGAUCCAAAAAAAUUAAGAGAAAAUACUCUGCUGAUGACUGCAACAUUAGUGGCCUGUGGUGUAGACUUUGAAAAGAGUAUUUUGUUUCAACAGUCUAAAGUACCUAUGCAUACAGAGUUAUGUUGGGUCUUAGGAACUAUCACUACUAUGGCAAGAUUAGCGCAUUUACCGCAAUUUAAGGAAAAAAGUGAAUCCUUAAAGAAUAUUCCUUUAGGCUUAUAUAUCUAUCCUGUUCUACAGGCAGCUGAUAUAUUAUUAUACAAAGCUACACACGUUCCAGUUGGACAAGAUCAAGCUCAGCACAUACAAUUGGCACAAGAUUUAGCACAUAUAUUCAACAAAAGGUUUGGUCAAACUUUUCCAAUACCGCAUACUCUUAUAAGCGAUGGCCCAAGCCAAAGAAUCAAGUCUUUACGUGAGCCUAUGAAGAAAAUGUCAAAGUCACAUAAAGAUCCCAAGUCUAGAUUGAACAUGUUGGAUGAACCAGAUGUAUUAUUGGAAAAAAUAAAAAAGGCUGUGACUGAUUUUACAUCUGAAGUGACUUACGAGCCAGAGAAACGACCAGGAGUGACUAAUUUGAUUAAUAUACAUUCUCUGGUUACUGGAAAGACACCAGACGAGAUAUGUAAGGAAGUUGUAGAGUUAAAUACAGGACAAUAUAAAUUGGUGUUAGCGGAUGUAGUGAUAGAGAAAUUAUCUCCAAUUCGUGAGAAUAUAUUGAGAUUAAUGAAAGAACCUGCUUAUUUGGACGAGAUUUUGCAUAAAGGUACAGAAAGAGCAACAGAACUUGCGACAAAUUGUUGGGAAGAAGUAACGAACAAAGUUUUUGGUAUUGAUACAAUACAGGAAGUAAAAAAUAUGACAAACACUGCAAAUAUUAUGUAAGAUGCAACUAUUUAUUAUAAAUAA